UACAUUACAUGUAUGAUCAUUAUGAACUAAGUAACCAUAUAAGAAAUAUUAGAACUAGACAUUACCUGGUGGAAUUUGAAUUGGCUGUCGCCAUCUUCGUCACUGAGACCAACUAGCAGUUUGAAAUUUUGAAUUAUAUAAUGCUCUUGUCAUGUGCAUGCGGCUCUAGAAACAUGUUUGACCAAUCAUUCUACAUCUAAUUAAAACGUAUAGCUAUGUUUAAUUGUAAUUUAGAGAUAAUUUCUUUGAAAUAUACCCAAAUAUCGCCCAUUAAAAUAUCCACAUACAAAUUUCAUAAACAAAUAAUAUGGUUUACUUUUCGACUAAUUUUUUGAAUUGUAUUUUUUUAAAAAGAAUGGUCAUCUUAUACAGUUGAACAAGCCACCAAUUUUUUAUAAGGUUUAUCUGUAUAGAAAUUUUCUUAUUUAAAAUUCAGUUUCCUCUGUAAUCAUUUGCUUGUUCUGAUAAGCAAGUUUGAGUUCUCUCUUUCUUCCUCUGUAUUGCAUUUUCCUUUUUCUUGAUAUUUGUUGCAAGAGUUCUCAGUUCCUCAACUGAUCUCUUCUUGGUCUCUCUGAAAAUUUUCACUUAUAUGUUUUAUGUUUUCUUACUCUCAGAUCAACCGAUUGAGACGUGCGUCACAAACAAACCUAAAAAAUGAGCUACAACGUUUGUUUCCUUGUGUUCUUGAGUUGUCUACUUCUACUUGGUGUUACUUUUGCUACCAACAUGGAACAAACCACUAUAGUAAUAGACGUUACACGUCAAAUCGCCGAGAUCGAUGAGAACUUUGUCUGCGCAACACUUGAUUGGUGGCCACCUGAAAAAUGCAAUUACGAUCAGUGUCCUUGGGGCUACGCCUCUCUCAUCAACUUGAACUUGUCUUCUCCUCUUCUUGCUAAAGCUAUUCAAGCUUUUAAGACGCUGAGGAUAAGAAUAGGUGGGUCCUUGCAAGACCAAGUGAUCUACGACGUAGGAGACUUGAAGACUCCUUGCACUCAGUUCAAAAAGAGUGACGAUGGCUUGUUCGGAUUUUCUGAAGGAUGUUUGUAUAUGGAACGUUGGGACGAACUUAACCGUUUCUUCCACGCAACCGGGGCUAUUGUGACUUUCGGUUUGAAUGCAUUAUACGGGAGAGAGAAACUCAGAGGAAAUGCAUGGGGAGGGGAGUGGGAUCACACCAACACUCAAGAUUUCAUGAACUAUACAGUCUCAAAGGGUUACGCUAUAGACUCAUGGGAGUUUGGUAAUGAGCUUAGUGGAAGUGGGAUUGGUGCAAGUGUGAGUGUAGAGCUUUACGGUAACGACUUGAUAGUACUUAAAGAUGUAAUCAAGAACGUUUACAAGAGUUCUCGGACCAAGCCAUUGCUUCUAGCUCCUGGAGGGUUCUAUGAAGAAAAAUGGUACUCGGAGCUUUUUCGCCUCUCUGGACCUGGUGUUCUUGAUGUCAUGACUCAUCAUAUAUACAACCUUGGUCCAGGGAAUGAUCCAAAGCUUGUGAGUAGGAUACUAGAUCCCAAGUACUUGAGCGGAUCAGUUACGGGACUAUUCAAGAACGUUGAGAGAACGAUUCAAGAACAUGGACCUUGGGCUUCUGCUUGGGUUGGAGAAGCUGGAGGAGCUUUCAAUAGCGGUGGCCGGGAGGUUUCUGAGACAUUCAUUAACAGCUUCUGGUAUCUAGAUCAGUUUGGUAUGUCGUCUAUGCACAACACCAAAGUAUACUGCAGACAAGCUUUGGUUGGAGGUUUCUACGGUCUGCUUGAAAAGGAAACGUUUGUUCCCAAUCCAGAUUACUACAGUGCUCUUCUUUGGCACCGUUUGAUGGGUAAAGGCGUUCUUGGCAUUCAGACAAAUGCCUCGGAGUAUCUACGGACUUACGUUCAUUGUUCGAAAGGAAGAGCGGGGAUAACGAUUCUUCUGAUUAAUCUGAGUAAGCAAACGACGUUUACAGUAGGAGUCAGCAAUGGCGUGAAGGUGGUUUUGCAAGCAGAAUCUACGAAGAGGAGAUCUUUCUUGGAAACAACCAAGAGCAAGGUUUCUUGGGUGGGAAAGAAAGCUUCGGAUGGAUAUUUGAACAGAGAAGAGUAUCACUUGAGUCCAAAAGACGGUGACUUGAGGAGCAAGAUAAUGAUGUUGAACGGUAACCCUUUGGAACCAACGGUCACUGGAGAUAUCCCAAAGCUUGAGCCGGUCCGAUACAGCGUGAAGUCUCCUGUUUAUAUCAAUCCAUUGACGAUCUCGUUCAUUGUGUUGCCUACCUUUGAUGCUCCUGCUUGUUCAUAAAGACCAUGAUGACCUUCUGGUGACUUGUAAAAUUGAAAAUCUGAAUAACAAAAAGUGAAUAUACCUUCGCAACUGUAUGCAUACACAUGCUAUUGGACAAUACAUUGAUAACUGGGUUUAUUCCAAUCCACUUUCUUAUCAUUUGAUUAAGGAGAAAUAUAGAUUAGUGGAAUGUGACCAAA
This is a messenger RNA of Brassica napus (rape), 2462 nucleotides long. Its product is annotated as heparanase-like protein 2. The record is from RefSeq and is a predicted model, not a curated record. Gene Ontology annotation, molecular function: beta-glucuronidase activity. NCBI's taxonomy places the organism in Eukaryota, Viridiplantae, Streptophyta, Magnoliopsida, Brassicales, Brassicaceae. Gene Ontology annotation, cellular component: membrane; plant-type cell wall. The coding region runs from base 655 to 2280 and encodes 541 amino acids. The transcript has 9 exons.